Molecule: messenger RNA, 2236 nt
Organism: Pelobates fuscus (common spadefoot toad)
Lineage: Eukaryota; Metazoa; Chordata; Amphibia; Anura; Pelobatidae
Product: gamma-aminobutyric acid receptor subunit beta-4-like
Exons: 9
Coding region: 630-2108 (492 amino acids)
Biological process (GO): signal transduction; nervous system process; regulation of membrane potential
Cellular component (GO): plasma membrane; neuron projection; synapse
Molecular function (GO): extracellular ligand-gated monoatomic ion channel activity; GABA-A receptor activity; neurotransmitter receptor activity
Source: RefSeq, a predicted model, not a curated record
UCCUGCUGCAGCAGAUAUAAUAGAGCAUCCCUCCUCCUCCUCUCGCUGAAGCUCACCCUUCUCCUGUAUACUCCAAUUUUCCUAAUUUCUCUUUCUUUUUCCCACCUCCUGCAGAGAAGGCAAACCAGAGGAGGAGGGGGUUGGACACAGAGGCCACUACAUAGACCCUCCAAUUGUAGGAGCUUCAAUCAAGGGGGGAGCAAGGUUGAGCCGGGGGAUAUCCCAAUUUGCUACCUAGAUUAGACUCCGUCUCCCUCCUCACCGUGGCUUGCAGAAGCAAUGACAAAUAUACAGAUGGAGGCAUAGACAACGAAAUGUAGAAUAUAUAGGAUGAAGAGAAAGACACCAUAUUUUUGGAUUUGAAUUCUGGAUCCCCGUUUCUGGAUUGAUGCUACAGAGAAGAGAGAACUUUAACCUUUUCCCCUCCUUUCAAUUAAUUUCCUCCCUCCCGCCUUCAUAUUUUUUGGAGGAAAAUCAUCUAUCAACGCUUUUAUUUCAUACAGGAAGAAUCCCCCUUCAUAACUUGAGAUUUGGAUCUUUUAUUUUUUAUUGAGUGGGGGUGCAGGUAUUUAAGACCUCCCCCAUCCCCCAUCCCUCUCCCCUAAAUCCACGACCCCUUUUCCCCCUCCAUGGUCCAGGUGGAAAUGUUGAGUCUGGGGAGAGAGAGCUGGAUUGGAGCAAUUCUCUCAUCUUUGGCAACCCUUCUGCUAGUCUGCUAUGCACAAAGCCCAUCUUCUGGAAAUAUAUCAGUGGUAAAGAAAACAGUGGAUAAGUUAUUGAAAGGAUAUGACAUCCGUCUGCGGCCAGACUUUGGUGGACCUCCAGUUACCGUGGGAAUGAGUAUACAUAUCUCAAGCAUAGACCAGAUAUCUGAAGUAAACAUGGACUACACAAUAACUAUGUAUUUCCAGCAGAGUUGGAGAGAUAAGCGCUUGGCAUACACUGCUCUCCCUCUCAAUCUUACAUUGGACAAUCGUGUGGCUGAUCAGCUCUGGCUUCCAGAUACCUACUUCCUAAAUGAUAAAAAAUCUUUUCUGCAUGGAGUGACUGUCAAGAACCGAAUGAUCCGAUUGCAUCCAGAUGGCACUGUCCUAUAUGGGCUGAGAAUUACAACUACAGCUGCAUGCAUGAUGGAUCUACGCAGAUACCCACUGGACCAGCAGAAUUGUACCCUGGAGAUAGAGAGCUAUGGAUACACAACAGAUGACAUUGAGUUCUUCUGGCAGGGAGGAGAGGAAGUUGCUGUAACAGGAGUGUCUGCAUUGGAACUGCCCCAAUUUACAAUCAUUGAAACCAGAUUGGUAACAAAGAAAGUAGUAUUUACCACAGGUUCCUAUCCUCGCCUGUCACUGAGUUUCCGAAUCAAGAGAAACAUUGGAUAUUUUAUUCUUCAGACUUACAUGCCAUCUAUUUUGAUCACUAUUUUAUCCUGGGUUUCUUUCUGGAUCAACUAUGAUGCAUCAGCUGCACGAGUAGCACUAGGAGUGACAACUGUGCUUACUAUGACAACCAUUAACACCCAUCUGCGGGAAACACUUCCCAAGAUCCCAUAUGUAAAGGCCAUUGAUGUUUAUUUGAUGGGAUGCUUCGUUUUUGUGUUCUUGGCUUUGUUGGAAUAUGCCUUUGUUAACUAUGUAUUCUUUGGGCGUGGCCCACAACAACAGAAAAAGCUUAACGAGCGGACAAACAAAGCAAAUAACGAACGGCAUCGUUAUGAAGAGAGGAGGGUAAGAGAGCAAGUUGAUCCUUAUGGAAACAUUCUUCUGAGCACUCUUGAUAUGAGUAGUGAAUUGAUGUCGGCCGACAUGGGAAGUAGUAUUGGUGACUCCCGGAACUCCGUCCUGUCGUAUGAUACCUCAGGGAUUCAGUUCCGCAAGCAGCUGACCUCCAGGGGGGACAAUUUUGGCCACACGCCCCUUGAGCGCCAUGUGCCCUUAACUGGCACACGUGGACGUACCAAUUGCCGAUUGCGGCGACGUUCCUCUAAGUUAAAGCUGAAAAUUCCAGACCUAACAGAUGUCAGCACCAUUGACAAAUGGUCCAGGAUCAUUUUCCCUAUUACGUUUGGAUUUUUUAACCUGGUUUACUGGAUGUAUUAUGUCAACUGAGGCAUAUUCAUUGCCCCUACUCCCACCCAGAGAUGCACAUCCCUUUUUCUGCCACAGGACACAAGCUUCACUGGAGCCUCAUUACCUCCUGCGAUAUGGUUUGAUUUUUGGGCAGGGGAGAGAAGCAU